AUGUUGUCUUUGCUCGUUAUUCCUUGGAGCCAGCAUUGCGGCUUGGAUCGCCAACGAUUCAAUGGCCGCUUUCUUUAUCCUCUUGUUCAUGUGUGGUUCUCAAGUCAAUUCAAGGAAAAUCGACGACCCUUGGGAAACGUGGACUUAUCAUCUGAGAAACGCCGUGUGGUGCCAUGGAAAGAACUUGAAGUGCCGGCGUUAGUAAACGAUGCUCUUGAAAGUCUGCUUGAUCAAAUUAUUGAUGAAUACGUGAAUAAUUGGUACGAAUCCGAGAUAAGUCAUGAUCGAGCAUUCAUCAAUGAGAUAAGGUAUCAGAUUCGUUUUGCGUGUUCUAAAGCUUUAAUGAAAGCAGCGGCGCUUGAUCUGCCAACAAUAGUCGCCGAAGACUUUCUACCGACUAUCGCUUUACAUAUGCAUCGAAUCAUGGAAAUAGAGAACGAAGUCUCUGAGAAGGCAGGUUUUAUCCACCUCAGUUAG
Messenger RNA from Cooperia oncophora, 477 nucleotides. NCBI's taxonomy places the organism in Eukaryota, Metazoa, Nematoda, Chromadorea, Rhabditida, Trichostrongylidae. The record is from the annotation of a GenBank genome assembly.